Molecule: messenger RNA, 1829 nt
Organism: Aethina tumida (small hive beetle)
Lineage: Eukaryota; Metazoa; Arthropoda; Insecta; Coleoptera; Nitidulidae
Product: guanine nucleotide-binding protein-like 1
Exons: 6
Coding region: 62-1771 (569 amino acids)
Molecular function (GO): GTPase activity; GTP binding
Source: RefSeq, a predicted model, not a curated record
GGUAUUAAGAAAUUAUCUAUUUGACAGUUACCUAACCUCAAAAUUUUUAAAAAUCUGCAAGAUGCCGCAAGGAAGAAGAAAAGUUGCGUUUAGCGGAAAAGCUAAAAAGGAACAGCUAAAAGCAAAAAAGCAGAACAAACAAGGCCAAAACAGAAAACCUCUACUGGUGCACCAAUCAGAUGACGAACCGAGUUCCAGUGUGCAAAAAGUUAAUUAUCAGCCAACGAAAGGAAAUAAAACAAAUCCAAAUCGAUAUGCAUUGCAAUUUUUUAAAGAAACCAAUGAAGAAAUCAAAGAAAGGAAAGAAUUAGCAAGACAUUCUUUACAAUCAGUUACUGAGGAAGAACUGGAAGUUAAUGGAGAUGAUUUCUUUUUGAAAGAACUUGAUUUUCCAAAACGACCACCAUGGUCUCAUGACUUAAGUAAACAAGAAUUAGAAGCUAGUGAAAAUAAAUAUUUUAGUGAAUACUUGAAGAACAUUGAACAGCAAUUUUCGUGGAAAGAUUUGAGUUUCUUUGAGUUAAACUUGGAAACAUGGAGACAACUUUGGAGAGUGUUGGAAAUGUCAGAUAUUAUUUUAUUUAUUGUAGAUAUCAGAUUUCCUGCAUUGAUGUUCCCUCCAUCUCUGUACAAUUAUGUAACUACUUUAAAGAAAGAUUUUAUUUUGGUUUUGAACAAGAUAGAUUUGGCUCCUGCACCUCUUGUAGCAGCUUGGAAGAAUUAUUUUCAGGAAAAAUAUCCAGAACUGCAUGUAGUAAUGUUUACAACAGUACCUGGAUACAAUUUAGUUGGUCACCAAUCAGACAAGGGAGGUUUACAGUUAAGAAGAAGGAAAGGCAGAAUUCGCAUGGCAGCUGAGGGCACUCAACAAUUAUUUGAUAUUUGUAAUGAACUUGUGGGAGAUAAUGUGGACUUGACAUCAUGGAAGAAAAAAAUUAAUGAUGAAAUCCACGAAGAAUAUGAGGACACAGAUAAAGUAAUAGUAGGAGAAACUAUUCAUGUAGAUCCAGAUACAGGUUAUGUGAAUCAUGAAAGAUUUCACUCUGGGGUUUUAACAUUGGGUUGUAUUGGACAGCCUAAUGUUGGUAAAUCAUCUUUGAUGAAUGCCAUAAUGGGUAAAAAAGUUGUCAGUGUUUCCAAAACUCCAGGCCAUACAAAACAUUUCCAGACAAUAUUUUUGACGGAAAACGUUAAAUUAUGUGAUUGUCCUGGCUUGAUUUUUCCUUCCAAAGUUCCCAAACAACUCCAGGUUUUGAUGGGCAGUUAUCCAAUUGCCCAACUAAGAGAGCCUUUCACCACUAUCAAGUAUUUAGCUGAAAGAUUGGAUUUGCCAAAGUUAUUGAGGAUUGAUAAUCCUGAUGGUGAUGAUCAAUGGUCAGCAAUGGACAUCUGUGAUGGAUGGGCUAAAAAGAGGGGAUAUCUUACUGCUAAAGCUGCAAGACUAGAUUCCUAUAGAGCAGCCAAUAGUUUGCUGAGAAUGGCUUUGGAUGGGAAAAUUUGUUUGUGUCUCAGACCUCCUAAUUUCAAAGAAAAGAAAAACUUUUGGAACUCUCAUCCUGAUGUAGAAAAAGUUAAAUGGAUCCAAGCUAGAAAGGAAGAUGAUUGUGUUGCUGAACUGUCACAGUCAGAUGAUAAUGAAGAAGCUAAAGGGGAUGAAGAUACUAAUGACACAGAAGGUGAUGAUUCACAAGAAGAAUCUGAUGAAUCUGAAGAAGAGACUGUAAUAACAAGUAAUUCUAACAAGUUUUCCCUUUUGGCAAAUAUGGAUUAGAUAAGUAUUUAAUAUAUAUAUAUAUUAAAUUGUUACAAUAAAACAAUUGUUUCUUUAA